Messenger RNA from Polistes canadensis, 424 nucleotides. RefSeq names its product ATP synthase subunit epsilon, mitochondrial-like. Gene Ontology annotation, molecular function: proton-transporting ATP synthase activity, rotational mechanism. Bases 118 to 291 code for a protein of 57 amino acids. Gene Ontology annotation, biological process: proton motive force-driven mitochondrial ATP synthesis. Lineage: Eukaryota; Metazoa; Arthropoda; Insecta; Hymenoptera; Vespidae. The transcript has 4 exons. The record is from RefSeq and is a predicted model, not a curated record. Gene Ontology annotation, cellular component: mitochondrial inner membrane.
AAAACGAUUGUAAUGAUUUGUAGUUGAGAACCACUGUAUAUCUUUGCAGUAAACGCAAGCUAGUCUUUAAUUCAUUUUUCUGGUUAUUCAUUUUUGUAAUAACAUAAAUUAACGAAAAUGUCGGCGUGGAGACAAGCAGGAUUGAACUAUAUAAAUUAUUCUCAAAUUGCUGCCAGACUUGUUAGACAAGCUCUGAAAAGUGAUAUCAGAGUAGAAGCUCAAAAGCGUGACGAGGUUAACGUUAAAUUUACGCAAUGGAAAGAUGGAAAACCAGUCACUGAGAAAUAUUAAAUUCGAAGAUCAAAAAACAGUAAAUCUCUGUAUCACAGCUGGGUAGGAAAAUUCAUCCAAUAUUUACAUUUAUAGAAAUAACUUAUGUAUGAUGAUCCUAGUUCACGUAUGAAAUAAAAUCAUCUUCCACUUU